Messenger RNA from Talaromyces rugulosus, 3363 nucleotides. RefSeq lists its product as uncharacterized. The record is from RefSeq and is a predicted model, not a curated record. The transcript is spliced from 6 exons. NCBI's taxonomy places the organism in Eukaryota, Fungi, Ascomycota, Eurotiomycetes, Eurotiales, Trichocomaceae. Gene Ontology annotation, biological process: regulation of Rab protein signal transduction. The coding region runs from base 1 to 3363 and encodes 1120 amino acids. Gene Ontology annotation, cellular component: cytoplasmic vesicle.
AUGUCUCUAGCAACCCCCUCCGAGCCGUCCAGCCCGCUCGCCGACUUCUUCUGGAUCGCCGGCCUCGAUGGCAAGGAAGUCGAGGACACCUACUGGAAACUGCGCAAUGAAUACGUGAGCAAUCGAGAAAGUGCCCCCGGGCCCGCCAUCUCCGAUACCAUUGAGGAGGAUUCAGAGCACGAAGAAACCGAUGAAGAUGCCAUCGCUGUUGCUGCAAACAGCCGCCACCGCAGCUCGCAGAAUCGACUGUCCAAACUGUCGUCGAGUGAUGCCCGCCUGUCAAUCCUGUCGGGCGAGUCCAAGCUGGCCGAGUCGUCGCAGGGCACGGGGAGCAACCGGAGCAGCAUGACCAUUCGUGCCGGCUCCGGCAUGCUGAGCGGAUUCGAGCUCCCGAAUGGCGAGUUCGACUUUGACAAGGCCCUGCUCAAGUUCGCUUCGGAACGAGAGUCAUUCUUGUCCGACUUGAGCCUCAGUGCCGGCGCCAUCACGCCCGCUCGCCCCAAACCGAGAGCCAAAAUGCAAAAGAUCGUGUCCGAAGAAAAACCCGCGUCGACGAAUCCGCUCAAGUCGGGCAUCGGCAGUGUUCGGCGGUCGUUUCGGGACAUGAACAGUAUGAAAAGGCAGCCAUCCGUUGCUCGCCAAGCCUCUGUUCGCACGUCUCGACGAUUAAGCAAUUACAACUCCGUCAUACCCGUCCCUCAGCCGAUUGAAACGUCCCCGGCCAUGCACCCCCUGAAGAGAAGGUUUGAACCGGUCUUGCUUGAUCGAUACCCUCAGAAAGGAAUGACCGAAGAAGGUGUUCAGCGGGGAACGUUCCCCGACUACGUGCCCAUGUUCGCUUUCCCCAACGAUAUCAAUAUUGUCUCCUCCGAUCAAAAGCCGCGUUCGACAUGGCAUGGCUUCAUCAUGACCACCGGCGAUGGCAGCAAACUGCACGGUGUGUGCCUCAUUUUGUGGAUUCCAUUAGGCCAAAAGGCUGCCGAAGCCCUUGAAGAAUGCUGCGAGGAGUGGCGCAAGGAUAAUAUGACCGAUGAGGAACGAGAACUUGCCGCAAGUCUCGGAGGCAGACUGGCCGAGGAGCGAGCAAAGCUGUCUUCCCUACUAGCCUGCCUGCCCACCGUUCCGUCCGGGUCUGCUGAACGAGAGAAGCUGGAAGACGACAUUAGUGCAGUCGAGGAGAAGAUCGGGCUGAUGACCGAUCUUCUUCGACCCGUGCGCCACGGAGCCGCAUCUAAGAUUGAAGGCCUGACAGACGACACUGGCUUCUGGAUUCCUCGGGCCUAUGGCAUCAUGGGAAAGAAUGCUUCCAUGACCAGUUUCUGGAAGGAGUGGCUCAAGGCCGUGUCCGUUCCUAGGACUAAUAGCGGUGUCUUGCGAGUACCGGCCUCCUCGCCAACUGUUGGUAUCUGGCAGCCUUUGGAACGAUAUGUCAUGAAUCUCUGCACCGAGGCAUUCAGUCCGUUAUCGUCCAAAACUCAAGUCGAACUGUCCGUACGAGAGUUGCGACUUUUUGCUCGCAAGGAAGCCCCUAAUGAGCUUCCCGGGUCUCGGAACACUGAUUUAUACGCACUCUUCCGCUCCUUGUCUUUAUCCAACAUGGUUAUCCUGUUUGAGUACGCUUUGGCGGAAUCUCGUAUCAUUUUUCUCUCAUCCCAUACAUCGAUGCUGUAUCUAGCCACAAGGGCUCUUGUGGAUCUUUUAUUUCCUUUUACGUGGACUGGAAUUCUCAUUCCAGUUUUGCCUGCCCGUCUCAUCCAGGCACUGGAGGCUCCCUGCCCGUAUGUUGUCGGAAUCGAGAGACGAUACGAAAAAGUCGAGCUGCCUUCAGACAAUUUUGUUCUGGUCGAUCUUGACUCGGAUACGAUCGAGAGCGACGUAAAUCCAACACCACUCCCUCGCCACCAACGCAAAAAACUCCUUUCCCUUCUUCAACUUGCAGCUCCCCAUCAUAACAGGUUCGGCGUGCGACCUGGCCCGCCAGCCUACGCUAUCGAAGCAUAUCCUUUUGAUUCUUUCCCUUCUGAAAAUGGAGCCAUUUUUCACUCCAAGGCUGGAUCGACCCACCUGUCUCGUUACGCGGGCCUGAACUCGAGUUCUUUUGGCAGUGAUCACGGAGUAUCAUCACCCGCACAGACACCAAUUUACAAUGCAUUCUUACACGCCCGGGACGAACAAACGCCGUCAAGGGGCUACUCACGAGGAAACGAACGGCCAGGAACAAGCUCCACAUCCAAGACCGGGUCACCGCCGUCUCCCAGAACCAGCUCACCGAUAUCAGGGCAUUUCCCUCCGCCACUGCCGGCUACUCCAGUGUCUCGGAAUGACUCGGGUAUGGCUUUACAAGCGUCCCUCCGUGAAAAGCGAUCGGGGCAUUUUGAUGCCGCUUCACGACGCAGUUCCUCGUUUGGUGCGGAGAGAAGAGGUGUGCCACGGCGACCGAGCGUCCCUUUCCUCGGCCAUGCUUCAAACUUGUCCGUAACCACACUGAACACUGACUACGGCGGAAUGUCCACAUAUGCGCCGUCUGUUUAUGCUACAUCGACGAUUGCUGCAUCAACGAUUGUUCCCCAAGCUGUUGCACAGCCUGUAUUCGACACUGACAGUACCUGCUGGGUGGAAGGGCAUUGUAUGCAGCUUCUUCCGCGCGAUGACAAGAUCAUCUGUACGAUUUGCGACGAAAAGGCCGACGAAGGAAUGUUUAAAUGCACUGGAUGCAAGACAUUUGCUCAUGGACGAUGCGUCUCCUUGAUUUGCCUAGUGUGCCCUGCUGCUUUCCAUCCUGAACAAAUUCGGGCGGCGUUUGUGCGCUGCUUUGCUAGCUUGUUGUAUACAUAUAAAAAGUUUAUGAUACCAGCCACCAAGGAGCAGAAAAAGUCAGGAUUGACGUACCAUUUUAACAUGGACGCGUUUUUGAAAAGCUUGCCUCAUGAACACGCCGAGUACAUGACUGUUCUCCAACAGACUCAGGCAUUCAACGAGUUCAUCGGCGAACGCGAGAGGGUUAACCCCAAGGCCAAGGACCCGACUAUUGUUUUGUUCGACGAAAUCGUUCUGUCAAAACGAAACCGUGGCCGGUCUUCGCUCUUUUCCGGACGCAUGGCGACCGACUUUUUGUCGAAUACAGCGGACCAUCUCUGGCGGUCGGCCGCGGCGACCUCGUUUCCACCCACGAGUCGGGCGCAGCAGAGCAUGGUAGAUGAUUAUUCCGAGUUGAUCAAACGAGCGCCCGCUAAGCUUGACCAUGCUUAUAUGAAGGAGCCGCGAAUGGUCCAGGGCAUGCCUCGGAUUUCCAAGACUGCCAACAAUGCCAGAAGAAAACCCCUGCCAAAGCUGAUGAAUGGGCUGGCCAUUUCGCCUCCAUAG